Molecule: messenger RNA, 1689 nt
Organism: Lates calcarifer (barramundi perch)
Lineage: Eukaryota; Metazoa; Chordata; Actinopteri; Centropomidae
Gene: apex1
Product: APEX nuclease (multifunctional DNA repair enzyme) 1
Exons: 5
Coding region: 202-1134 (310 amino acids)
Biological process (GO): base-excision repair
Cellular component (GO): nucleus
Molecular function (GO): double-stranded DNA 3'-5' DNA exonuclease activity; phosphoric diester hydrolase activity; DNA binding
Source: RefSeq, a predicted model, not a curated record
CACCAAAUACAGCAGGCACGUGGUCAGAAGUCUUUGCUGUGCUUUGUGUGUGAGUGAGUGAGUGAGUGCGGGUAUUGGGGGGAGUGACUGGGAAGCAGGACUUGUUUGAUCGUUGCAUCCUGUUGUGAAACGGCGUGUGUGCUGUUGUGUGUGCGUGUUGUGUGUCUGCGAGGUGUGUUUGUUGUCAGAUCAAGUUCGAGUAUGAAGAGAGGCAAGAAGGCAGAGGAGGCGGUCGCAGAUGGGGAAAAUGACAAUGGCUCUGCUACUGCAAAAAAAGCCAAGAAGGCUAAAGAACCAGAGGCCCCAGUUCUGUACGAUGAUCCUCCUGACAAGAUGACCAGCAAAGAUGGACGAGAGGCCAACAUGAAGAUCACCUCCUGGAAUGUCGACGGGCUGAGGGCCUGGGUGAAAAAGAAGGGCUUGGAUUGGGUGCGUGAGGAGAAUCCAGAUGUUCUGUGCCUGCAAGAGACCAAGUGUGCAGAGAAAGACCUCCCUGCUGACAUCACCUCAAUGCCUGAGUACCCACACAAGUACUGGGCUGUCUCAGAUGACAAGGAGGGUUAUAGUGGUGUGGCCAUGCUUUGCAAGACUGAACCCAUCAAAGUGACCUAUGGUAUUGGCAAAGAGGAGCAUGACAAGGAGGGUCGCGUCAUCACUGCUGAGUUCCCCAACUUCUACCUGGUGACCGCCUAUGUGCCAAAUUCCGGAAGAGGCCUUGUGCGCCUAGAUUACCGCAAAACCUGGGACGUCGACUUCCGGGCAUACCUGAGUGAGCUGGAUGUGCAGAAGCCCCUGGUGCUGUGCGGCGAUCUCAACGUUGCGCACCAAGAGAUCGACCUGAAGAACCCCAAGGGGAACAAGAAAAAUGCAGGCUUCACCCCCGAGGAGCGCGAGGGCUUCAGCCAGCUGCUGGAGGCCGGUUUCACCGACAGCUUCCGCGAGCUCUAUCCUGAGCAGACCAACGCCUACACCUUCUGGACCUACAUGAUGAACGCCCGCUCAAAGAACGUGGGAUGGAGGCUCGAUUACUUUUUGCUGUCGUCCUCCUUGCUGCCAGGCCUAUGCGACAGCAAAAUCCGCAACAAGGCGAUGGGAAGCGACCACUGCCCCAUCACUCUGCACAUAGCCAUGUAGGUCACAGUGUGGGCAGCAGGUCACUGCUUUUCUUUAUACUUCUGGCUCAAACUAUCAUGUAUGCUGAUGUGUGCUCUGUCAGAGUGAGGCAACACCUGCUUGGGCAGUCAAGUCUCGAGUCUGUUGAAAUUUCUCAUGGGUUAAGUGCUGCCCUAUCUCACUCUUUCAGUGAAGUCAGCAGUAGCUUAGUUGUCUAGUACUUUUCUUUUUCACAUGAAAGUUUCAUAAAAUCACAUUACAUAACACCCAUAUGUCCACUUCCUGUAAUUGAAGCUUGUCAGUAAACCCAUGAUGUACACCUGGAAUUCAUCUUGGCAAUUCUGUAAAAAUACAACACUAAAUACCAAAAGAUGUCUAAGCUGAUUUUCACUUUUUACCCAUGGCCAGCUAUAAAACUGUUUCUCCUUGUGUGUUACUGAAAUUAAACUACUGCUGUUAAGAGAAAAUGUAUCUGUUGUAGCACAAAAUGUUCUAAGCCUCCUUUCCAAACCAGUGUUCAUUUUUUCUGUGGUAAAAUGCAGUCCAUUUCUCAAUAAAGACUGAAUUUAUGUAGAA